Messenger RNA from Rotaria sordida, 2445 nucleotides. Lineage: Eukaryota; Metazoa; Rotifera; Eurotatoria; Philodinida; Philodinidae. The record is from the annotation of a GenBank genome assembly.
AUGGAAAGUGAAUAUAAUAAUCAAUUACAUUUUGAACAAAAAAAUUAUUUUCUUCGUUUUAAAUUAAAUGAAAAUUUAAAUGGAAAAUUUUAUCAUAUUAACAAACAUAUUCGUCAUGCAUUGGAAUAUUUUGUUGAUGAUUUAAAACAUGAUCAAAAUACAACUAUUGAUCAUUUUCUUAAUCAACAAUCUGUUAAGGAGAUUUUUCUAUGUAUUGCACAAUUAUUAUUAUGUGAGGAUGAUCGUAUUUGUGGUAAUUGUGCUUAUAUCAUAGGUAGUAUAGUUGAAAUGGAAAAAGGUUUGAAACAAUUUUUAUCUACAUUUGCUGAUGAUUAUAUAUCAACAAUAGUUGAUAUUAUACAAAUAUUAUGUCAAAUGUUAACACAUUCAGAUUCUGAUUGUGUAUUAAAUGCAACAGGGACACUCGGUACUAUAUCUGGUUCAAAAGAAGGACGUAAUUUAAUUUUAAAACAUAUUUGUGUUACUCAGUUGAUUUUUAAUAUAUCAACAUUAUUAAAUUCAACUAAUUCAUGGAUUGCUAGUAAUGCAGCAUUAGUAUUUGCAAGAUUAACUGUAGAAGAAGUUGGUUGUCAAAUAAUUUUAACACAUAAUAAACAUAAUGAAAUAUUAAAUCAACUUUUAUCUGCACUUGAUGUUAAUGAUUCUAAUCGUUCAACAAAUAUUGCAUUUGCUAUAGCACGUUUAAUUGAAAGAGAAAGUGGUAAGAAAAUUUUAAUUAAUGAUUGUGGACAAAAUAAAUUUUUUGAAGCAUUAUUAAUAAUGCUUGAAAUAAAUGAAGAUAAAGGUAUUAAUAAAAAUGCUUGUUAUGCAUUAAGUUGUUUAUGUACAAGUCAAUAUGGUUUUCAAUUAUGUAUACAAUCAAUAACAUUAUUUCAUCGAAUACUUAUUGCUAUUGAAACAAUACUUUUAUCAAUGGAACAUGAAACUGUUUGGUUUGCUUUAAUGUGUCUUACAACAAUUGCUAAACAUAUUGGUGCAUAUGAACAUUUAUGUUAUUCAAAAAAAUUAUUAGGAAUAAUAAAACAAGUACAAGAAAAAUGGAUUGAUUUUAAAGAUAUACAAGAUGAAUCGAAAUUACUUUGGUUUAUGUUACAAAAAAAUAUUAAACCAAAUCGACCUAAAAUUGAUGAAUGUCGAGAAACUUCUGUUGAUAUUUCUUGGGAUUCAUAUAUAUCAAUUGACGAUGAAAAUAAAAUACAAUAUCGUGUUAUAUUAGGUAAAAUUUUAAUUUUUUUUGGUCUUUCUAUUCAAAUAUUUCAAUUUGAUUAUUUAAAAGAUGAUGUUCCUAUUAUAAAAACAAAUAAAACAAAUUAUUCUAUAAAUAAUUUAAAAUCGAAUACAAUUUAUAAUGUAAAAAUUCAAUAUAUAACAACACAAGGUGAAAGUAUUCCUAGUGAUCCAACUGUAUUUCAGACGGAUGAUGAAUUACCACCACCGGUCAUUAAUCUUCAUGUUGUCCGUACAACAAUGACAGCUGUUCGUAUAGCUUGGGAAUCACCUAAUCUUAGUGCUUGUAAUUCAUUCAAAGGUUAUCAAAUAUAUUUAAAUGAUAUUGAAUAUGAAUUUACUGAUCAAUGUGAAAUUACAAUUAAUUCAUUGACAAUUAAUACAAAAUAUAAAAUCGAUGUAUGUGCAGUAACUAUGAAAGGAAAAGGAUUAUGUAUUUCAAUCAAUGUAAAAACUGAUGGUGUUGGUGAUUGUCUUCCAGAACCACCAACAUUUUCAGUUAUUGGUCGACGUGAUUUACAUAUAAAAUGGCAAACACCAGAAUUUAUAUCUGGUCGAUUAUUUCGCUAUGAACUUAUUUGUAAUGGUCGAUGUAUUUAUUCUGGUAUAGAACUCGAAUAUCAUGCAACAAAACUUAAAUCUAAUACAGAAUAUAUAAUAGAACUUGUUGUAAUUACUAAUGAAGGUCGUUUUCGUAGUCGACCAGCAAAAAUUCGAACAUUAAAAGAUGAAUUUCAAAGUACUGUUCGUCAUUCACUUUAUGAACGACCAACACAAAGUCCAAUUAAAUUUAAACGUGCAAAUACAGUUGUUUCACGAAAACUCUCACCAAAUAUGGAACGACGUAUAACAAAAGAAAUGCCUGUUAUAAAUCAAAAUGUACAAAUUACUACUGUUCGUUCUGUACAAUUGAAAUCAGACAUUCCAUCAUAUAGUCGAGCAUUACCUGGUCUAUGUCGAAAUGUACAAUCACGUCCUAGUCAUAGUCGAGGUUUGUAUCGAUCUAAAACAGAUUUAUCUUUACAACAAAUAACAGCAACUGUAAUUGUUCCUACAUUUGAAAUUAAUCAUCAUCCACAAAACAAUUAUUUAAAACGACCAAAAUCCUAUCGAUAUCCUUUAACUACAAAAUCACUUGAACAUUCACCAUCAAUUUCAUUAAAUGAUUCAACAUAUGGUUUACGACGAAUUAGUUGA